This is a messenger RNA of Pieris macdunnoughi, 573 nucleotides long. The record is from the annotation of a GenBank genome assembly. NCBI's taxonomy places the organism in Eukaryota, Metazoa, Arthropoda, Insecta, Lepidoptera, Pieridae.
AUGCCUGAUACCUUUCGAGUCAAAGACCACCUUCAAUCCGACAUCGAAGCCGACGAUGUCGAGACGGACGACCAGACAUCCACCAUGGAUGAUGACAUCCUCACCCAAUCAGACCUUGACGAGAACGGAGACCCGAAAAGUCCUAGCAGUUCCAAAAAAGGAAAAAGUUCCCGAGACUCAAAGGGUGGUACUAAACCAAGGCGAGCAAGAACAGCUUUUACCUAUGAGCAGCUGGUUUCUUUGGAGAAUAAGUUUAAGACCACAAGAUAUUUGUCGGUGUGCGAAAGGCUUAAUCUUGCUUUAAGCCUUAGUUUGACGGAAACACAGGUCAAAAUAUGGUUUCAAAACCGUCGCACAAAGUGGAAAAAGCAAAACCCUGGUAUGGACGUCAACAGUCCCACAGUUCCACCCCCGGCGGGAGGCUUCCCGUCAGGGCCCUAUCCAGGAGGCCUUCUCUACUCCCACGGCGUGCCCUACCCCUUCACAGGUCCGGGCCCCUACGCGCCAUACUUCCACCACCUGGCUGCGAACCACCACCACUCUCACGGAUCCUUGGGUCAUUCCCACACGUGA